CACUAUACACUACACUGCUAUCUCACCUCUACAGAACGUCAACAUCGUCAAGCCAAUGAGCGUGUGCGAGUCCCACGAGUCGUCCCACGAGUCCCACGAGUCCCAGCUGCUGUGCCACUUCCUGCGGCUGCUGGGCGAGGCCAGCGCCGACCUCCACCACCGCGUGGCGCUGCAGAACGCCGAGGACAUCGCGCGCCACAGCGACGCCGCCCGGCAGCGGAGGCAGCAGAGGCAGCGGAGGCAGGAGGGGGGCCCUGGGGGCGGCCCGGGGCCACGCAGCGGUGCCUGGAGGGCCAUCCCUCGCCGGGACACUACGUUGUGCCCCGAGAAUCCUCUGCCCUGGCUCGAGGAUGCAGCAUCACUCCCUCGCAUCCUCACCAACCUGGCCCCAGGGCCACCCCCCACGCGUCCAACCCUGCUGCUGCGGCCCCCCAUCGCCCCCGCCGACGACAGCGAUGGGGGGCCGCCCUCCCCCGUGGGGUCGGACGAGUCGCCGCUGACCCCCGUGCUCCUCGACCCCAGCCCCCGCCCCUCGCUGGACCCCUGCGGAGAGGCGGCGGCGGCCCUCGGCGCAGGGGCCCGCGGCCGAAACGACGGACGCACCCCCGGGCUCGGAGCGUGGAGGGUUGAGGGCGGCGCCUUUCCCACAAUGCAUCGCUCCCGAAGCCAGGGGCGACCCCUGGCGAUGGGGUUCACAUGGGGAGACGUGGGGACGCGUCGAGGAUUUGGGAAAUCGACGUCACUGCCGGCCAUCGACCCGCCACGUCAAUCAUCGGGCCCCGCCCCGCCCGCCCGCCAAUCAGCGUCCUCCCUGCAAGGUCGCUUCGUUCCCCUCGUGGAGGAGACACCACGAGGGGACAACCUCAAGACCCACCCAGCAUGAGUCGCCAUCACAACAACAUCAACAACAUCAACAACAACAUCAACAACAACAUCACCAUCAACAACAACAUCAACAACAACAUCAACAACAACAUCACCAUCACCCAGCAUGAGUCGCCAUCACAACAACAACAUCAACAACACCAUCAACAACAUCAACAACCUCAAGACCCACCCAGCAUGAGUCGCCAUCACAACAACAUCAACAACAUCAACAACAACAUCAACA
Petromyzon marinus (sea lamprey) is the source of this 1111-nucleotide messenger RNA. The record is from RefSeq and is a predicted model, not a curated record. Lineage: Eukaryota; Metazoa; Chordata; Hyperoartia; Petromyzontiformes; Petromyzontidae.